GGAGGGGCGGAGAGGGUGGCCGAACCCGGAAGUAGGUAGAUGCUAGGAGGGAGCGCGCCUGUAGUGGAGCUCGGCGGCCGGGAGGCAGCGGAGGCGCUUUGAGGAGGCGACCAUGAAACCCUUCCUCACACCUCUCCCGAAGGUGUUACCCAAGAUUGAAGCUAAUUUUCCUUUUUAAGUCUCUUGAGACACUUAUGAAGCUUCUUGUUCUGAAAUUGCAUUAUUGCAAUGAAGAAAAGGAGAAAGGUUACUGCAAAUUUUGACGAGAAGAUCCAUCUAGGCCAUCAUAAAGAUUCUUCUGAUGGAAACAGUGCAGUGGAUAGCGACCAAGUGACCUUUAGUCAUUCUACGGAAGGAUCUACUGAAGAUCUUCAGUGUUAUCAGCAACUUCCUCCGUCACCAGAUCAGAGAAAGCUUCUGAGUUCUUUGCAGUAUAAUAAGAAUUUACUGAAAUAUUUAAAUGACGAUAGACAAAAGCAACCAUCUUUCUGUGACUUACUUAUAAUUGUAGAAGGAAAGGAAUUUAGUGCACACAAAGUUGUUGUUGCUGUUGGCAGUAGUUAUUUUCAUGCUUGUUUGAGCAAAAAUCCAAGUACAGAUGUUGUCACUCUGGAUCAUGUAACACAUUCUGUUUUUCAGCAUUUGCUUGAAUUUCUCUACACAUCAGAAUUUUUUGUCUAUAAGAAUGAGAUACCUCUAGUUUUAGAGGCUGCAAAAUUUCUGGAUAUUAUAGAUGCAGUUAAACUGCUAAAUAAUGAAAAUAUUUCUAAUUUUCCUUCUGAAAUAACAGAAAAGACAUCCCCUGCAGAAACUCUAAGUGAAUUGGCAGGCAGGUUGUCAAACAGUCACCAGUGCAAAUUCUGCAGUAGAAAUUUUUGUUAUAAGAAGUCUUUAGAGAAUCAUUUGACCAAAACUCACAGAUCCCUAUUAAUAGGGAAAAAACAUGGGUUAAAAAUGCUGGAAAGAGGUUUUUCAGCAAGAAGAUCAACGAGGAAUAGAAAGUGCCCUGUAAAGUUUGAUGAGGACAGUGAUAAUGAAAAUGAAAGUGGUGAAAUAUCAGACAAUUUUGAUAAAGACAAUUUGGAUAAGGUGGCUUUUGAUACGGAAAAGUCAGAUAAAAAUGACUCUGAGGAUGCUGGAAGUGAGUACAAUGCAGAUGGGGAAGCACAGGAGGAGGAAAUGUCAGAUGAAUACUCUGAAGGGGAAGAGCAAAGUGACAAAGAACAUAAUGAUGCAGAAGAGGAGCCUGAAACUGCUGAUUCAGUAGGAAAUAUCCAUGAAGGGUUAACUCCAGUGGUCAUUCAGAACAGUAACAAAAAAAUAUUGCAGUGUCCUAAAUGUGAUAAAACAUUUGACCGAAUAGGAAAAUAUGAAAGUCACACCCGUGUUCACACAGGUGAGAAGCCCUUUGAGUGUGAUAUUUGUCAUCAGCGUUAUUCAACAAAAUCUAACCUAACCGUUCACAGAAAGAAGCACAGUAAUGAAACAGAAUUUCAUAAAAAGGAACAUAAAUGCCCUUAUUGUAAUAAACUUCAUGCAAGUAAGAAGACUCUAGCUAAACAUGUUAAGAGAUUUCAUCCUGAGAAUGCACAAGAAUUUAUUUCCAUCAAGAAGACUAAGAGUGAAAGUUGGAAAUGUGAUAUUUGCAAGAAGUCGUUUACUCGAAGACCACACUUGGAGGAGCAUAUGAUUCUUCAUUCUCAAGACAAACCUUUUAAGUGCACCUAUUGUGAAGAGCAUUUCAAAUCACGAUUUGCACGGCUAAAACACCAAGAAAAGUUCCAUCUGGGUCCAUUUCCAUGUGAUAUCUGUGGUCGCCAGUUCAAUGACACUGGAAAUUUGAAACGACACAUAGAAUGUACUCAUGGUGGAAAGAGAAAAUGGACUUGUUUUAUAUGUGGAAAAUCAGUAAGAGAAAGAACUACCUUAAAAGAACAUCUGAGGAUUCAUAGUGGAGAAAAACCACAUCUGUGUAGUAUUUGUGGGCAGAGUUUUCGACAUGGAAGCUCAUACAGACUUCACUUGCGAGUCCAUCAUGAUGAUAAGAGAUAUGAAUGUGAUGAAUGUGGAAAAACAUUUAUUCGUCAUGACCAUCUUACAAAACACAAAAAAAUACAUUCAGGUGAAAAAGCUCAUCAGUGUGAAGAAUGUGGAAAAUGUUUUGGCCGCAGGGAUCACCUCACUGUUCAUUAUAAAAGUGUUCACCUUGGUGAGAAAGUGUGGCAAAAAUAUAAAGCAACAUUUCACCAAUGUGACGUUUGUAAGAAAAUUUUUAAAGGCAAAUCAAGUCUGGAAAUGCAUUUUAGGACACAUUCAGGUGAAAAGCCUUACAAAUGUCAAAUUUGCAAUCAGUCUUUCAGAAUUAAGAAAACUUUAACAAAACACAUGGUUAUUCAUUCUGAUGCUCGACCCUUCAACUGUCAGCAUUGUAAUGCCACAUUUAAACGGAAGGACAAACUAAAGUACCAUAUUGACCACGUGCAUGGAAUAAAAUCUCCAGAUGAACCACUAACUACUUCUGAGGAGAAACUUGUAUCCUUACCAAUAGAGUAUGCUCCUGAUGGGAAAGGUUACCAAACAGAAACUAAACAAUAUAUGGACCAGUCUAAAUAUCAAUCAGAAUCCAAAACUAUGUUACCAAAUGUACCUAAUGAAGUCUGUGUUCCAGUAACAUUGGUUCCAGUCCAGAUGCCAGAUACUCAGAAUGAUAUGGUACGCCAUACCACCGCACUUCCACCACCUUCCCAGGGCAUCCUUUCUACACAGACACAGCCGACAGAUUAUCCACGAGCAACAGAUUUGGCGUUUCUGGAAAAAUAUACUCUCACUCCUCAGCCAACAAAUAUAGUUCAUCCAGUUCGACCUGAACAGAUGCUUGAUCCUAGAGAUCAGUCUUACCUUGGAACAUUACUAGGUCUUGAUAACACUACAGCUGUACAAAAUGUUGCUAAUAAUGAGCGGCACUCGUGAUGAGACCUAAACAUUCCACAAAAUUUUAAUGGCUAUAUGCUAAUUGCAAGCAGUAGCUGAUAGCUAUUAAAUUAAUAGGGCUACUAUGGUUUGCAUUUUCUCUGACCUCCAAGAUUGUGUGUAUAGUUUAAGAGCAAAGAAAACAUUAUGUGGACAUAUUUUGAUGCAUAAUAUUUAAAUUGUAUAUCU
Molecule: messenger RNA, 3159 nt
Organism: Vombatus ursinus (common wombat)
Lineage: Eukaryota; Metazoa; Chordata; Mammalia; Diprotodontia; Vombatidae
Gene: ZBTB41
Product: zinc finger and BTB domain containing 41
Exons: 11
Coding region: 229-2970 (913 amino acids)
Biological process (GO): regulation of transcription by RNA polymerase II
Cellular component (GO): nucleus
Molecular function (GO): protein binding; DNA-binding transcription factor activity, RNA polymerase II-specific; RNA polymerase II transcription regulatory region sequence-specific DNA binding
Source: RefSeq, a predicted model, not a curated record